Messenger RNA from Colletotrichum acutatum, 1190 nucleotides. RefSeq names its product tetraspanin. The record is from RefSeq and is a predicted model, not a curated record. The coding region runs from base 281 to 955 and encodes 224 amino acids. The transcript has 3 exons. Lineage: Eukaryota; Fungi; Ascomycota; Sordariomycetes; Glomerellales; Glomerellaceae.
UUACCCACCGACACCAGCGAUACCGACGACACCGACGAACGCAUACCCGCCGAGUUUUCCUACCGAUUACCAAAUUCUAGACACAAAAGAGACGCCGGACGUCAAAAUCAAACAUCAAUCUCUAAAUCGCAAAAUCUAAAAACUAUUUCCAAAAAAAGAGGAGGAUUCUUCGGAAGGAAAAGAGGAGGAAUUGCAGCACCAAGGAGCAGCCAAGUCUCUCCGAGCGACAUCUUGGUUCUCGGGUCUCUAGGCUGCUCGGUUUUAUCGAAAAGCUUCAGCCAUGGCGAACAAAGUGCUCAUGACCUUCGUGGUCGCUGACAUUAUCUUCGUCAUCACCGGCGCCCUGCUUCUGGGUUUCACCCUCAUCAACCAGAACCUCAUCAAGGAGGCGCCUACGGAAGGAGCCCAGGCUGUUAUGCGCUUGCUCACGGCCCAAUUUCCGCUGACAGCCGGUAUUGCCAAUGCCGUCUUCAUCUUCGUUACCUUCCUCUCCACCAUCCCCGGCAUGAUCACGCCGACUCGUGGCUGGCUCAAGAUCUCGGGCUACCUGACCACCUUCUGCGGUCUCUUCAGUCUAGUUCUUGGUGUCUACCUUUGGGUUCUUACUCUCACCACCAAGAACGACUUUGGCAAGACGUGGAACGUCCAGGACCCUCGUGUUCAGGAGCUCAUGCAGACUGCUUUCAAAUGCUGCGGAUACUUCAACAGCACUUCGCCCGCCUUCGUCACCGAUGCCCAGUGCCCCAGUCCCGCCGCCGCCGCCCUGCAGCGCGGUUGCGCAACCCCAAUCACGAGUUUCGCCAACAUCUUCGUCGACAACAUCUUCACUGCCGUCUUCGGCAUGGUCGGUAUCGACGCCAUGCUCAUUGUCACCAUCGCCAUGCUGCUCAAGGAUCGCAAGGAGCGCGAACGCUACCGCCACAUUGACGAGAAGGCCGGUUACCGCGGUUUCUAAGCCAGCGGUUCGGCUUUGGUUCUUCAGGGCAAAAAAAGCCGCUGGCUCGAGUUGGCGUCCACUCAUGUCGUCUCUCUCUCGCUCGAAAGCCAGCCCUUCUCGGGAACUCCUCUUCUCUUUUGCGUGUGGUAAAUCUGGAGCGAGCAACUGUUUCUGGUCUCCCUUCUCCUGGACCGGGGGAAAGACUGAAUCGCCUCAUCCCCGCCGCGGCCAUUGAUUGGUCUUAAUCUUGUUC